This is a messenger RNA of Sitophilus oryzae (rice weevil), 7240 nucleotides long. Its product is annotated as SH3 domain-containing protein C23A1.17-like. Gene Ontology annotation, biological process: protein dephosphorylation; negative regulation of protein kinase activity. The record is from RefSeq and is a predicted model, not a curated record. NCBI's taxonomy places the organism in Eukaryota, Metazoa, Arthropoda, Insecta, Coleoptera, Curculionidae. Bases 141 to 5381 code for a protein of 1746 amino acids. Gene Ontology annotation, molecular function: cation binding; protein serine/threonine phosphatase activity. The transcript is spliced from 25 exons.
UAGUACAAAUUAUCAUAUCAAUGCACUGAAGUUUGCUGAGAUUGUGUAAUAUACGCGGUGUGUUUCAUUUGUAGCAAUAUUAGGUAUUCUCUCUGUGUGAAAACUGUAAAAACUGUUCGGGUGUAUCGCGUUUGAGGAAAAUGGCUAAUACAGACGACUAUUUGACGACUUAUCGAGAGUUUUUCGAACAUUUCGCCGAAACGGUAAACCCGAACGAUCAACUACCUGUCAAGUUAGCCAGCUACAAAUUGAUAAACGUCGAAGUUGUGGGAGCAAUUAUAGAUUGGACGACACAGUAUUUGAGCCAAAAGCAAUGCCCACCUCAUUUAUAUUCACCUCUCAUUAAAAUUAUCAUCGAAGAAAUAAGAAAAGCCUGUAAAAAACACCCCUUAAACUAUGGAUUUAGUACUUCAGACAACGCUUACGAACCCCUCAAACUCAUGCAAGCCGUCAUGGCGAAAACUAACGAAGUCUGUCUCCGAUACACGGACAACAGCAUGUUGUGUUCCUUACCCGGGCCUACAAACACUUACUUCGAAACCAGUAUAUGUGCAGCGAGGAACAAGAGAAGAACUAUGGAAGACAGACACGUAGCAAUACACGAUUUAAACACUAUGUUCAAUAUUCAGGAAGCUAGUCCGUCCAGUUACUACGCAGUAUUUGAUGGUCACGCAGGUCACGACGCAGCCGCGUAUAGUGCUGCGCAUCUGCACCAGUAUUUGGCCGAAAACAAGCAUUUUAUUAGUAAUCCCGAACAAGCCUUAAUCGAUGCCUUUUGUAAAACAGACGCUUUGUUCCUAGAAAAGUGCAGAGUGGAGAGCCUAAGCAGUGGUACGACAGCCGUGGCUGCCUUAUUACGGCCAAAAGAAAAAGUUUUGUACAUAGCUUGGGUGGGUGAUUCACAAGCAAUACUAGUUAACCAGGGUAGGGUAAUGCAAUGUGUUAAUCCACAUAAACCAUGCAGAGAGGAUGAAAGGAUAAGAAUUGACGAAGCUGGUGGCUGUGUUAUGAUGUUGUGGGGUACGUGGAGAGUUAACGGACAACUCGCCGUUUCUAGAGCAAUCGGCGACGCUGAUUAUAAGCCUCACGUCAUAGCGAUACCGGAUGUCCGAGAGAUUCCAUUGGACGGAGGUGAAGAUUUUCUUGUUUUGGCAUGCGAUGGUAUUUGGGACGUCUUGUCAGAAGAUGCUGUAGCUCAGGAGGUGUACUAUUUGAUUAAGGAAAAACCAGACGACACCGAGAGAAUCAGCAAACACCUGGUCCAGUUCGCCUGCUGCCAGAACUCCACCGACAACAUCAGCGUGAUCGUGGUGUUCCUGCGCGACCCGCACAAGAUCGCGAGCGAGGCUCACCGGUGGGCCGCCGCCAACGAGGAGGCUCAGCCUCAGACCCAAGCCACCACCCCCACAGCUGACCAAAUGGACACCGAGCUGGAGAACGCCAACAACGGGCCCUUCGCCAACACCAACGGCACCGGCGCCCACUUUGCCAAGCUGGAGGCCGAUAAUAUUCACAUACAGAAGGGAGGGGAGGGGUUGUUGUUGAAUUUGACAGAUAACUUCAAGCAGCAAGGUGCCAAUCUGACAGACGAUUUCUUCCUAACGGAAAAAUCAAACGGCACCAAACGUUCCACACCCGAUCUACAUUCAGACGACGACUUCGGUCCUGAAACCGCAGUUGACGAUCCCUUCACGCCCACAGAAAAAUCACACCACGACGCCUUCGAGAAGCCCUUCAAAACCUUCAGCGACGAGGUGAAGGCUUUCGCGGACGGUCUGGCCAAUAACAAUCCUCUUCAGGGCGAUUUCCAUCAGUUUUUGAGGGAGACCAGCGAGGAGAAUGAGAAGGAAAGUGAUGCCAUAGAUGAUGAAGGUGAUGAUAGGGUGGAGGAGGAACGCGGUCCGCCUGUUGGUGCUGGUCACGAUGCUAGUGGUUUAGAAGAAAACCCAGCAGAUAGUGAUUCAGAAGACGAGUGGAACUAUAUCAAAGGGGACCAAGCUAACAAAGAAAAUAUAGCUCCGCAACCAGAUUCGGUUGUAGAGGACUCAGACGACGCAAUGUCGCAGUUGAAUCCAAACGCAGCAGAAUUUGUGCCUGUAUCACCGACACGUAGCGUAGCAUCACCCACCUGUAGGGCUUUAAUCAACGACGAGGUUCUAGCACAAUCUCCCAAAAGGCCACAAGCAGUAGACAUAAAUGUACCUAAUGAAAUAGAUUUCGAAAAAGAGAUCAAGUCCAGACCUAGCGACGUAGCAAACGGAAAUGGUCAUGCUCAUGAUGAAAUUGAUCACGAAAGUCCGGCUCGCGAAAUCAUGGAGAACAUCUUGAACGGCAAAAGUUUAGACGAAAUUCCCGAGUUUCAACCGGGCAGUACUCCCACCAAGGUGCUGCCGUCGGAAGAGUUCCAUUUCGGCCCCAACGCUGCACCAUUCGCCUCUAAACCUCUCGAUCAGUCCGAAGCUUUUUCCACAAAGGCCAAUUUCGGAGACGACACGGAACAAACCCUCAACGAAUCCGAGUUCAGUAUCGUGAACAAGGAACAAGACGACCCCAUGUCCAUGUCGUUCUACGCGGAGAAAGGCGAGUCCAACCCGUUCGAUGACGACCUCAACAAGGUCCACCAGCUUCCCGACGACCUAGACGAAUUUCUGAAGAGGGGCGAAUCGAAAACGGAGAAGCUCCUGGACGACACCAUUUCCGAUCUGCCCGAACACUACCCGUUGGGCGGCGGUGCGCAGACGCACGACAACGACCAGGCGGCCAUCCAGACCACCGAUCUAGAUAAACUGUCACAGGACGAUGAAAAAGAGUUGGCUUCGCCGUUGGAACCCGACCAGGAACCGAUUGAAACCGCGAAAACUCCAGUCACAGACAAUUUACUCGAAGAUUUCGUCGCGGUACAAGAAAAAACGGAUUUGGCCGAACAAGUUUCGGAAAUAAGCGAAUUAUCAGAGGUUGAACAAUCCAAAUCAACAGCACCUGAAGACCUUUCCGAACCUAUCCAGUCCCCAGUCGAAGAACAAAGACAAAACUUCACGAAAUCGCCGGAACUCGGUCACGAAGUCGAACUCCUUCGACCCAGUGCACCGUAUCUCGAAGAAAACGCCGAUUUGUUGGAGCCCGAAGUGCAGAAACCAGCCUUGGAAGUGGAGGAUUUACUCAAACCUGCCGAGCCCGUGGAUCUGUUGGAGUCGAAAUCGCCGUUCCAUCUGGAGGCAGAACCGUCAAAUUUCGGCAAUGUGGAAGAACCGGUUCCGUUCGAGCGCGCUAGUCCUGUUUGCGAGUUUAGACAGGAAGAAAGCAAGUCGCCGUUUGAUGCGUUUGACGAUUUGAAUGUAUGCAGUAAGGCACCUCCCAGUGAUACACAUGAGACUGAAUUUAACCCUAAGAGCGAAUUCGAACAAAUAAACGUAGAACAUCCGAUUCCGGACGUUCCGAUUACCGAACAUGCGCCUUUCGCCGCACCUGCUUGCGAAUAUUCGGCCGAUCCUGCCUGCGAAUUGCAACAGCCCGAACACGCUUUAAAUUUACAAGAAGAGGAAAUCACAUCGUCCAUCAAAGACGACGAUAUUUCGUCACCCAUUGAAUCUCCUAUUAAAUCGCCGGAACCUUUGGUUGAAGAACAACAGGUGGUUCAGCUAGAAGAGAAGGUUACUGAAAGCAAAGAACUAAACCUACCUUCUACAGGUAUAGAAUCAUUCUCCUUUGAUACAACACCUGAAGUGCCAGUUUCUGAAAAGGAAACUGUUUUAUCGCCCCAGACAGAGGAACCGGCGAUUCCCAGUUUUCAACAGCCGUCAUUCGUACCGCAGCCUUUUGCAUCACAACAGUUUUAUGGUUUUGAAUCUGCUGCGCCGGUGGAAGAUUCGCGACCUUUUGAAUCGCAACAAUUUCACGGUUUUGAAUCUGCAGCGCCACAGGAGGAUACACGACCGUUUUCUUUGUCCAAUGGAUUUGAUAAUCUGAAUUCCGAAAUUUCAAUCAAGACUGAACACAUUCAACCCGAAUUUGCCGAACAGACUGUUAUAACGCCUUCUGAAGAAAGUAAAAUAUUAGAUGAUGUUCCUACAGUGCCUCUGAUUGAGACGCCAGUUGAGGAACCUAAACCAGUACCCGUUUCGGAACCCGCCCCUGUCAUAGAAGAACCCGUACAAGCUCUACAAACGACAGAAGUUUCCCAGGAAGCUCCGAAAGAAGUUCCACUUCUGGCACCGUUGCCCGUGUCGCCUGUAGUAACGCAAGAACCCACAGAAGUUAAGAAAGACGAGAAGAAACCUACGCCAGCUUCUUCUAAGAAACCAAUCGGUAAAGUAGCACCUAGUAAAUCGGCUACAGCUACAUCAAAGGUUGGUGCAGCGGCGUCAAAAACCACAGCAAAACCUUUGGGUACUGCUCCUAGGACGGGACUGGCGUCUAAAGCUCCAUCAAAAACAGGUACUGCCACGAAACCUGCUCCUAUCGCCGCCACACGACCAUCACCCAAACCAAAAACGGCAACGACCACGGCGCCCAAAACCCUCGAACGAAAACCUCUCACGAACGGAGACGUCAAACCUGCACCCAAAACACUAACGAGGAAACCUGCUACAGAAGCCCUAGCUACCAAAACGACAGCGCGACCUGCUACAGCUUCGGCUAGAACGAAUUUAACGAAGACAACGACACCUCCUAGGCCGGCCACAGCACCUAGAGCCGCGGUACCAAAAGCAAGUAGUACCACGGUGAGCAAGACCACCACGUCUACGCUUACAGCCAAGCCUAGAACGACUAAUCUUACUAGUAGGACGUUGAGUAGCGCCGUUAGUAAGACCACCACGACUACUACAUCUAGGGCGGCACCCGCUACAUUAUCACCCAAAACAGCAACAGCUCCCAAACCAAGAACAAUCACCAGCGCACCGCCUAAACCAAGAGUACCACUGAGUAAAACAAUCACCAAGAGUGCCGACGUAGAGAAACAGAACAAAGAAAGCGCGAACAAGAUUACCGCAUCUCGUACCACUACCACGACCAAGACCACAAGCAGUUCAUUGGCUAGUAGAACAACCACCACAGCUAAGAAAACUGAAACUAAGCCUCUGACGAGACGGCCUAUCCCACCCAAAACCACCACCUCCACUACGAAAACGACGUCACCCCGAAAACCAGGUGACGUCAAGCCUCCCGCCGCCACCAAAACAAAGACCACCAAAGUAGAAAAACCGAAAGAGAACGGCAUCGCUCCGACCAGCGUGACCACCGAGGAAAUCAAAGAGAUCACCGUGGUCAGCAAUAACGUGACCGCCGAAUCGGAAGACCUGCUAAAAGACAACUCGCCGCUGGACAACAAACUGUUGACCGGCGCAAGUAACCCCUUCAUAGAAGCCACGCCGGCGGAUUGAAAACCCCGUAACCCUAUCAAGGUUCGAUAAGUAUCCGCUCAGGUACUUGUCCGAGAACAAUUUUUACCAAAUUUUCUCGUUUUCUACGACCUGUUGUACGGUACGGGAAACCGAACUCUACUGUUUCGGUAGCAUUUUAUUUUAUACAUAUAUAUAAAAAAGAUUUUUUUCUAGAGCUGUGUUAAUUUUUAAAUCUGUCGGUUAAGGCGGUGCGGGCCUAACCGUAGUUUUUUAUAUAAUUGUUAAGAUUUAACUUAUUAACGAAAGGAUAGGUAAUGGAUACGGUUUUCUGGAUAAGAAUGCAGUCUAAGACAAACUUGUAAACCCUUAGAUUUAUUAAAUAGAAAGAAUUUAAAAGAUUUUUAUUAAUGUCAGUGUCGUUAAAGCGAUUUGACAGAAUUCAUUUAUACAUAUUUGAAGUUCCUAGAUAUGGUAUAGUACUGCUAUUAUAGUCUGUACAAACAUCAUUCAACGUAACGUCAUCAUUAUCUAAUCAAUAAGAGAUCAGAAAAUUUCGGGUACGUUCCGAAAUAAUUAAUUGAGUGCGUUCCGAUUUCAUGAAUUUAAAUUUCAACAAAGGGAUUUGAAUUUUAUUUGACAGCGUAGGCAAUUUUUAAUUUUGACACUGAUCAAUAUCCUUCAAUAGGAUCAAACCAAUAUAAGUGAAGUUACAUUUACUAAAAAUAAUCAUCAGUAUUGUUGAAAUUGCCUUAAUGUCAUUCAUAACUUAUUUAAACUUUUUUUCACACACACGUAAAAGAGGGAGUAAUUAAGGGAGUAAGAAAUUAAACGAUGGUUUGUAUAGACUAUCCCUACAUUUUGAGACGAUUAGAAACGUGAAAUUUAAAAGUUUGUACAUUUAUAUUAUAUUUACAAGCAAUACAUUCUUUGAAAAGGCUUUUGACUAGCAAGCUACGUUAAACAAGUUUAUUAGACAAAAUUUAUUGUCAAAAUAUAAUUUUUUGAAACUAAACAGUUCAACAAUAUACACCAUUUUGACUCAAAACUAGUGGGCAAACCAAUUGCAAUUCAAAAGUCCCUAAAUAUACAAUUACUGUAUAUAUUUAGGGACUUUUGGAAACUAAAUUAGCCGUACUUUUUGGAUCUAAUGACUUUUAACAUGUUCAUACGAUCGAAAAAAAAAUGGCGUCAGAGUUAGCUUGUAAUAAUCUAUCGUCAAUUCCAAGCCAAAACUAGUUUCUAUAUACUCAGCUGUUUCUUUAAAAUGAAUGUUAUCUUACUAAUCUUUCAUAAAAUCUUAUAGAAAAAGAAUUAUUUUUCUAUUUGUCUAUCUUUAUAUUUCUGACGAUUUACGAGACAGAACUCUGUAGAGCGCAUUCUUAUCCUGGACACCCUGUAUAUGAUGUAGGCUUAGUUUAAAAUUACACCAAGGCUAUAAUAACACAUCUAUAUUUGAAAAAAAAUCAAUAAAAAUAUUUACCAUUUCAAAUAGAUUGAUGAAAUAUAUGGUCAAAAAAAUUAAUUUUUGUGUAAAUGUUUUUCUUUGUGUUUCCAAAAGGGUGUGUUGUCACGUGUCGACAGUGAGGCCAACAAAAAAAAAGAGUGAUGGUACUUAAAUAUAUUUGUCUCUAUGAGUUAAUUUAAUUGACUUAAUAUUAUCAACCUGUGUUUUUUUUAUGAAAUAGUACAUUAUACAAUGGAUAAUAUAUUUUAUAAGUGGUAGUUUGGCAGAUAUACGGUAUAUACAGGGUGACGAUGACAAAUGGGGAUUCCAGUCAUUUGUCGUUGUUACCUGGGUAUAUUUUUUUUAACUAAGUUUUACAAGUUGCUGAUAUAUACAUAUAUUAGUAUUAACAUGAAAAAAAGUCCUACGAAAGAGAAAAAAUGUUAAAAAAAAU